Molecule: messenger RNA, 3249 nt
Organism: Clonostachys solani
Lineage: Eukaryota; Fungi; Ascomycota; Sordariomycetes; Hypocreales; Bionectriaceae
Source: the annotation of a GenBank genome assembly
AUGAACCUCCUCGCUUUGAUGGUCCUCUUGGCCGUUGCUUGCCCAGCGUCCGCAAUCUGGACCGAAGACGCCUCGAACAACUUCGCCACAGACCUGGCCCCAUUCUUAGCGCUUUUCGGCGAGAAAAUGCUCCUACACUGGCUCAGUCAGUCUGUCACGUAUUUCGAAGUCUUUGUAAUCGCUGUAUGUCCUAUUGGUGUCCCGGCACUCAUCAUGGGUGCAAUUCGCCUUGCGGGCAGCCAGACCACGAGGAAUUUCAUUGGAAGGCCGAGGGAGAGCCGUCCCGUGGUCGAGUCAGAACUGACUCCGUCUACUUCUAAUGAGGUGUCGGAGUCCUGGGACGGACAGAGGGUCGUGCGCACGAUUGGAGAGGGAAAGACUCAAGAGUAUUUCGUGUUGAAGCGCGUCGGUGCAACUUCUACGGAUCGUAUUGUCGCGAAGAAGCUCUCCGAAAGCGUGGGAACUUACAUUGAGGUCGGAGACGUGCCAACGCUUCCUGGGAAGUCGUACCAAAUCCUCAAGUCCACCUUCAAUUCUUUGACUCGUUGUCUGGCAUCAAUGAAUCUGCCUUCCCUCGGACUGAAUUCCGUCAUCAGCUUUUACACCGGUCGUUCUCGUUCAGCAUCAGACGUUGAGCACAACACUGUAUCCCUUCACGAUGUUACCCCCAGGGCUCCCGGCAAUUCUCACAUACCUCACGAUGAUGCUGGCGUGAUUUUGAUAAAGAAUGACAAGAACAAGUCACCCAAUCUAAGCCUGAACAUCCAGGAACACUUCUACCCCAAGCGUGGGACGUUGAUGGCAUUUUUGGCCCUUGCUGGUUUUUUCCUUGGCUUGAUUUGCCCCUGGAUGGAUUGGCUUUCGAUGAUCAUGGCCAAAGGCCUUCAAGAUGCGCCAUGGUCGAAAAGGCUCGAGGCAAAUGAAGAGUCAGAUAGCUCUGAUCGUCCAUGGGCUGCUAACGGUGGCUGGGACUGGAAAGCCCCUAGCUGGGAGGAUCUCCAGAAAUGUCUGCCACUUCUCCCCGACGCUCCGCUGGAUCCCAACGCUCGGCUUUCCAAGGCCCAAGAAGUCUUGAACCUUAGGAAAGGUAUCGCCGGAGCUGGAGCCAUACCCCCUCCGUUGACGACGCUGGCUGUCUCCGUUGCUCGAGCCAUAGAGGGUACGCUAAACACCCUCACUGACUCGGGUGAAGGUUACUUGGAACAUGGCUGCCGUAGUCUUCUGUGGAAGAUCGGGGGCCACCCAGACGACGUGGUCGAGAUUCGUUUAAAUCUCGAUGCUGACGGGAAAUGGAAAGUACCAGCCGGAGAUCUGGAGGCGAUACUUUCGCUUUGGCUGUUCAAGACGAGCUGCGGGGGCAAGGCCCGAGGAAGACAGCCGGCAGCCGAAGCGGUACCUGUUGGCGAAAGCAUCUCAACUGGGGCACCUGCUGGACACGCAAGCGUUGGUCAGGAAGAUGAGUGGCUACGAAAGUAUUCCCAAAAAAGCCCCUCGCUUCUUCCAAUGCCAUCAGAAGGAAACCCCCUCCCCGCUCUAUCCCAAGAGAUCAACCUGUGGUUCAAUGAGCCUUUUCGUGAUACCCGUCAAUUCGGGCUAGUCGCUCUCAAACACGGCAUUCACUCAUCAGAGCCUUCACAAAGAAGAUCAUCUACAUCACCCGCACAAUCCUCAUACAGAAGACCAUCAGAAUCGUCCUCAUCGAGCUUGCCAGACGAGGACUUCGGCACUUUGGGUGAAGUGAAGACUCUUGUGGAAGAGCCGGAGGGGUCGCUUCAGACUAGCCAUGCACAGCACUUGUUCUGUUUGUUCAUGUGGUCAUUGGCCAAAACUUUGAAGAAGCCGAUAGGUGGUGACACUAACGUGGUGGCCGCACCCGGUAGAGCACCUUCCAAGGGCUUACGGCAGACUCGGUUUGCCGUUGAGAAUUCCCAUCUUCGAGAGAUUUCUUCCAAAAUCUCUCUUGCGGGACUUGGAGAACAGGGCAUAGUGUUCCCUGCGCUUUUGCUACCGCUAUUGGCAGCAAAUAAGCUACCAAGUGCUCGGGCAAUUCUCAAAGCGGCUAGAGAGUACCACGAUGCUUACGAGCGAAAGGAACCUCAGGAUACCGAUUUUAGUGUUUACAUCUGGCUUUUCGGAAAUCUUCUCAAACUUCCCUCGCAAAAAGAACUUUUCAUCACAGUAGCUUCGGUAUUGAUCGAUGGCCUGGAACAUAUGCAUUUGGAUCACGAACCAGACUGGAAAGCUGGUCCUAUCAUUACGGGUACCUUGACAUCUGUUAUAAAGAUAACACGAAGCUACCUUGGAGAUCCUGGUUGGAAAGUGAUAAAGAGAAUGGUGAGUGUUUCAGAAUCCCAUGAUACUCAUUUCUCUAGCACGUUCAAUUCUACAUCUGGACAGCUGGGACUGGAACCGAUAUCCGAGCACUCAGGAAACACUCCAAACCCUGUGUCACCACACAACCACCUGACUCCUCUCCAACUUUUCUGCUUCAACGGAGAAGACCUGAGCGAAGAGAAGAUCACAGAGGUGAUCAAGCAUAAUUUGGAUGACAUUGACGCUGUGGAUAUAUUCGGGCGGACGGCCAUCCAUUACGCCAUCCAAAGAGAUCACAGUCGCAGGUUCAAGCUGGUGAGAAGGUUGUGUGAUUUCGGGGCCAAACUCAACAUACCUGAUCUUCUUGGACGAACGCCAUUACAUAUAGCAUGCCAUUGCCCUGAAGUGGCUGUGGUAGACAAGUUGCUCAGCAGUCUAGUUGAAGGUUUCAACGUGUCUGAUUCGAAAGGACUCACACCGUUGCAUCAUGCAGUUGCAUGGGGGAGAGGCGGUGUGCUGGAUUACUUGAGAGAAUUGGGUCGGACAAGUUUAUUCAGACUCAACGAUCGUGCUCCUGAGCUUGUCCAUUAUUACGCACGCUAUCGCGAAGCUCGUGACUUGACUUCCAUGACGGGUUUCGGCGUCAUGGGCCUCUGCGACCAUCGUGGUAGAAGUGGCUUCCACUUGGUUGUUAUCAAUCACAAGAUCAAACCAGAGGACAUCCCGACAAUUUUCACAGAAAUCACCCAUUUCGAUUAUCGAGAUUCGGCCUCAGAAAGCCCACUGGAUCUCGCCGCGCGAAUAUUGGCAUAUGGAUGUGGUCAUGACUGCUCAAGAGCCUGUAAGGAACGUAUGGAGAAGAUCCACCCGGCUUUGAUAAAGCAACAGUCUAACUUACUUUGGCUUCGAAGACCUUGGCCCAAAAUGACCCUUUGA